AUGGAAAGAUUCCAGUCUUCCAUGCGCAAACGGCUGUACAGCUUGCCGCAAAACAUUGGGCAAAAACCCUUUGUGACUGACGAAGGAGACAACGGCGACAAGGACACUAAGAGGAAAAGUAUUCGGCUAAAACAUUUGUCCUCUCCGUCUCCUGCGAGCAGUUGCAAGAGCAUUGAGGAGGCCAGGAGCGAAGACUUGGAAAGGGACGUUACUGUGAGGACCAACUUGAACGGGGACUGUCGCUUUUUCAGGGGGAGCAUCUCUUCCAUCACCGGGCGGCAUCCUCCCGAGUCGGAUGUGGCGGAGCAGCGGCGCCUCAUCCCCGAGGCUGACGCCGGAGUCAACGAGAGUUUCCCCGAUGUGCACGGCCCCGGGGCCCAACAGCCGGCAACCGGUGGACUGAUUUGCGCAGCCGGGCAGCCGUCACUGUUUGACCAGUCAAGUUUCAUCAAGUUGGAGGGCACCGAGCAGAUCAUCCCCGAAGAUGACCGGCUGUACCAAGCCGGCUUCAUGCACCGGCAGUUUGGAGCGAUGCUCCAGCCGGGAGUCAACAAGUUCUCCGUGCGGAUGUUGGGGAGUGAGAGGGCCGUGGAGCAUGAGAGGGAGCGAGUAAAGUCUGCAGGCUUCUGGAUAAUCCACCCCUACAGUGAUUUUAGGUUCUACUGGGAUCUGACCAUGCUGCUGCUGAUGGUGGGAAACCUCAUCAUCAUCCCCGUGGGCAUCACCUUCUUCAAGGACGAGCACACGCCGCCCUGGAUCGUCUUCAACGUGGUGUCGGACACCUUCUUCCUCCUGGACCUGGUCCUCAACUUCCGCACAGGCAUCGUCAAGGAGGACAACACGGAGAUCAUCCUGGACCCGCAUCUGAUCAAGGUCAAGUACCUGAAGAGCUGGUUCGUGGUGGACUUCGUCUCCUCCAUACCCGUGGACUACAUCUUUCUUAUCGUAGAGACACGCAUCGACUCGGACUUUUACAAGACGGCCCGAGCCCUGAGGAUCGUCCGCUUCACAAAGAUCCUCAGCCUGCUGCGGCUGCUGCGCCUCUCCAGACUCAUCCGCUACAUCCACCAGUGGGAAGAGAUUUUCCACAUGACGUAUGACCUGGCCAGCGCCAUGGUGCGAAUCAUGAACCUGAUCGGUAUGAUGCUGCUGCUGUGUCACUGGGACGGCUGUCUGCAGUUCCUGGUUCCGAUGCUGCAAGACUUCCCUGCUGACUGCUGGGUCACCAGAAACAAGAUGGUGAACGACACUUGGGGUCAGCAGUACUCCUAUGCCCUGUUCAAGGCCAUGAGUCACAUGCUGUGCAUCGGCUACGGCCUGUACCCCCCCAUCGGCAUGGCUGACGUGUGGCUCACGAUCCUCAGCAUGAUCGUGGGCGCUACCUGCUUCGCCAUGUUUGUGGGGCAUGCGACUGCACUCAUUCAGUCUCUGGACUCCUCCAGGAGGCAGUACCAGGAAAAGUACAAACAAGUGGAGCAGUACAUGUCCUUCCACAAGCUCCCCGCCGACAUGCGCCAGAGGAUCCACGACUACUACGAGCACCGUUAUCAGGGCAAGAUGUUUGACGAGGAGAGCAUUUUGGAGGAGCUCAACGAACCGCUGCGAGAGGAGAUCAUUAACUUUAACUGUCGCAAACUGGUGGCCUCCAUGCCCCUGUUCGCCAAUGCCGAUCCCAACUUUGUCACGUCCAUGCUGACCAAACUGCACUUUGAGGUCUUCCAGCCGGGCGACUACAUCAUCAGAGAAGGAACCAUCGGCAAGAAGAUGUAUUUCAUCCAGCACGGCGUCGUCAGUGUCCUGACUAAGAGCAGCAAAGACACCAAGCUGUCCGACGGCUCUUAUUUUGGAGAGAUCUGCCUGCUGACCCGGGGCAGGAGGACGGCCAGCGUGCGAGCUGAUAACUACUGUCGACUUUACUCUCUGUCAGUGGACAACUUCAACGAGGUGCUGGAGGAGUAUCCCAUGAUGAGGAGGGCGUUCGAGACUGUGGCCCUCGACCGCCUGGACCGCAUCGGGAAGAGGAACUCUGUCCUUCAGCAUAAAGUCCAGCACCACCAAAGUUCUGGCACACUAAAUCUUCAUGAGAGUGAGAUCAUCCAAAGAAUAGUGCAACAUGACCGUGACAUGGCCCAGUGCACGCAGUUGAUCCAGACCAGCACUGCACCGAAUAUAAACCCUCCUGCUGCUCCUCCAUCGCCCACCCCAGUCAUCUGGGCCCCGCUGGUUCAGGCUCCGCUCCAGGCGGCUGCUGCCACCACCCCGCUGGCUCUGGCCUUGGCCCACCACUCUCAGCUGCCUCCCAUCCUCUUCCACCACCCUCUGGCACCGCAAAGCUCUGGCUCUGGGAAGGACCCCGCCAGCCAUCCAAAGAGAGUACAUGUUGGAGCAACGGCCUCCAGUAGCUGUGGGUCAGGGCCCGUUUCUCCUGCCAUCUCUGCCAAGCUCCUAUCUGGGGUUGAGAUUCCCACGCUGACAUUCCCCAAGCAUCUCUCCACUGGGCCCGUGUCCCCCACGCUGUCCUCCCAGCCCAUCUUCACCAGCAGCCUGCAGCCCCUGGCCCCUCUGCCCACUCAUCAGCCUCUGCCUCAUCCUCCCCACUCCGGCAUCGCCUCGAUUUUCCCCAUCAGCCAGGCCACCGUCUCCUACACCUGCUCCGCUCAGCUCCACUCUCAGCCCUUCCACGGUGCUAUGACCACCCCACCACUCCCACUAGGUUUACUCCAACAGGGGGCGCCAGGGAGGCUAGCUGGGAGAUUCCCAGCCCCCUCGGCCUCCGCCAUAAGCCCUCUGAUCUCCAGCUCAGUCAGCCCAAUACUAAGCCAGCUGCAGCAGACCUCUCACGCCACCGUGCAGCAGAUGGGGUCCGGUCAUGAAAGAGUAGGCAGGACAUCCAGCGGUCUGAGCCUGCCACAUUUCCCCUUCAUCAGCAACACUCAGUCCUCCACUGGGUUUAUUCAGCCAGUGUCUGCAGUCGGAGCCGGGGCUGCAGCCUCUCUGGCCCAGCACAGCCUGGCUGGACUCCAUUCUGUUUUCCUCCCCCAGGUUCUCCCCGAGCACUCAGCCCUCGCCUCCCUGGCCCAGUACGGGUCUGCAGAGGCCUCGCCUUGCUACACGCCUCCCGUCCACAGUCCCAGUAUACAGAGCCCUGCAAGGGGAAGGACAGUUUACCACAGCGAGCUCCCCAGCACCAAGAGCUCUCACAGCCCUCUCACUCCUCAGACCUCAUGCCCUGCCAGGGUGGCUUGUACCCUCAAAGAGAGGGCCGAGUCCUCGGUGGAGCUCUUUACCCAGGAAAUAAAGACUAUCUCAGGCUCUCACAGCUCUAUACACCAGGAAAGGCCUUUGGCCAUAAGCGGCUCCUGUGAGGGGGGAGCAGGGGCACCGAGCCCGUUCUCCUCCCCCAUGGCUGUCAAUAAACCCUACACCCCGAUCCCCGGUCAAGCCACUCCUGUCACUCGGACACAUUCAGGGCCUGAACCUCAUAACCAGCCCGUUGGUGUUCACUCUCCUCUCACUAGAUCCCCUAAAAUGUUAGAGAACGAACACAAACAGUCCAAACUUCCCUCCAACUUGUGA
Messenger RNA from Stegastes partitus (bicolor damselfish), 3576 nucleotides. RefSeq names its product potassium/sodium hyperpolarization-activated cyclic nucleotide-gated channel 3. Bases 1 to 3576 code for a protein of 1191 amino acids. Lineage: Eukaryota; Metazoa; Chordata; Actinopteri; Pomacentridae. The record is from RefSeq and is a predicted model, not a curated record. Gene Ontology annotation, molecular function: voltage-gated potassium channel activity. Gene Ontology annotation, cellular component: HCN channel complex; membrane; axon. The transcript has 8 exons. Gene Ontology annotation, biological process: potassium ion transmembrane transport; regulation of membrane depolarization; sodium ion transmembrane transport.